CGAAUCGAAUAAUCGAAUAUCGAAUUGCGCGCUACAGCGUCAUCUACGACUACGAUGAAAUUUGGAGCUGACGUGACGGUUCGUUUUGACGAGGUUAUGUUGGGUUGUAAGAGACAUGAGAUUUGAUUAGGUUCAUAAGAAAUGAAACAUGAGCUCACCAGUCUCAAAAUGUACGAGUUCUAGUCCAUUAGUGGCACCACCUGCACCUAAGUGUCGAAGAUCUCUAAGAUCCGAAGGCAUAGAAGAAAGCUGUUCCUUAAACAAUAAUUUUCAAAGUUUACAAAUGGAAGAAAAAACAUAUAAACGACGAACUACAUCCAAUCAAUCUGAAGCUAAAGAUCAAAGUUAUGACAAACAAAUGACAGAAAGUUCUAGUGAAGAGAAUGAAGAGACAGCUUAUUUGCAAAAUCAUUCUAGAACUACCUCUCCAUAUUCUACACAAAAUCGUUCUAGAACUACCUCUCCAUAUUCUACACAAAAUCGUUCUAGAACUACCUCUCCAUAUUCUACACAAAAUCGUUCUAGAACCACCUCUUCAUAUUCUACACAAAAUCGUUCUAGAUCUAACUCUCCACAUUAUCCACAAAAUCGCUUUUCUCCAGAAAGAAAGAAUGAUUUGACGAAAUGUAUAAACAAGAAUGAAUCAAACACAAGCAGCUGUUCUUAUAUCAUCAAGUUUUUUUUUUUUGUAAUAGUACCAGUAGCACUAAGUGCUUUAAUAUUAUUAAAUAAGAACAAUGUGCAAACACAGUCUAUAAGCAACCCUACUUUAUUGUUAGCUGAAUCGAUUAAAAACAUAAAGACAACAUUUUACAAUCAAGAAUUGGAUAUUUGGAAUGAUAUUUCAUCAGCGAUAAACGAAGUAAUAUCAAGCAUUCCCAAGACACCUUCAAUUAUUCUGUUAUUUGCAAAGGAAACAGCCACAAUGGAUUGUUUAGCUACUAAACUGGCACAAGCGAGCAGUACCAUUUUGCAUGCAGACAGUUAUCUAGUAUUUAAUCCAGAAGAUUUUGGAAAUGAUGCUGGUGAAAUCAUUACGACGUUAAACAAUCAUUCUUUAGAAAGAAAAAAAGUUGUGAUGAUUCGUGAUAUAUUGAAUAUUAAUGCAGAAGCAAUAAAAGCAUUACAUAAUUUAUGCGAUAGAGUAAAUCCCUUAGUAGCAGAAGCUAUUUACAUUCUUACUAUGCAAACUAAUAAUUAUCAAUCAUCACAGAAAAAACUAAAGUUUGUGGAAAAUCAGAUUUCUAAUAAAUUGUCAAAAAGCAUCGAUCAGGAUGUUUUACUGGCACUUGUAACGCGAAUUACAGAUGGGGCAAUUAUAUCGGUACAACCUGAACCAGAAUUAAGAUACUGCUAAUCUAAGUUGUAAGAAAAUAAGCGUAAUUAUAAUAGCAUAUUAAUGACAAUUAUAUAAAUAACAAAAUUAGGCAACUGUUCUUUAUUCUAUAAAUAACAAAAUUGUUUAAUUAAAAUUAACAGUCUGUGUGCAAUUUGCCUUACAUACAAGACUCGUUAAUAUUCUAGAAAAGUAAAUUCUGAUUUGCACUCCUAUACCAUUUAUGCUGAUAUUUUGCCAGCUGAACGGAUUUUUUCAGCUGAUCAGAGAUCGAGGAAUGCGAAACUACAUAAUCAUUUUUACAUCAUUUUGUGUUGGUUCUAACUACCGACUGUUUAUUGUAAAAUUUUGCGGUAAUAUUCGUGAUAGAUUUAAAUAUAGUAUUGAAAUACAAUUAAAUAAGCUAUGAUCUUAUUCGAGCUAAGAACUAGUAUUACCACUGCGUAAACAACAAAAUAAAACGGCUGCUUGCAUUCUAUUUAAUUCCAA
Solenopsis invicta (red fire ant) is the source of this 1825-nucleotide messenger RNA. RefSeq lists its product as uncharacterized. The transcript is spliced from 3 exons. The coding region runs from base 149 to 1357 and encodes 402 amino acids. The record is from RefSeq and is a predicted model, not a curated record. Gene Ontology annotation, cellular component: membrane. Gene Ontology annotation, molecular function: ATPase activator activity. Gene Ontology annotation, biological process: membrane organization. Lineage: Eukaryota; Metazoa; Arthropoda; Insecta; Hymenoptera; Formicidae.